This is a messenger RNA of Archocentrus centrarchus (flier cichlid), 3340 nucleotides long. Its product is annotated as gamma-aminobutyric acid receptor subunit rho-1-like. The transcript has 10 exons. The record is from RefSeq and is a predicted model, not a curated record. The coding region runs from base 424 to 1764 and encodes 446 amino acids. Gene Ontology annotation, cellular component: membrane. Lineage: Eukaryota; Metazoa; Chordata; Actinopteri; Cichliformes; Cichlidae. Gene Ontology annotation, molecular function: transmembrane signaling receptor activity; extracellular ligand-gated monoatomic ion channel activity. Gene Ontology annotation, biological process: monoatomic ion transmembrane transport.
AGCUUGACCUUACAAACGAGCAUACUGCAUCACUGUGAGAAUUGGUGUUUCUGGGCGGUGCAAAGUGGAGUAGAGCACAUCAGAGUGCAGGGUAUCUGAGAACAGCAGAGCACAGAGAGGCAGGCACAUCCGCCGCUGGAGGGAUCAAAUCUGUACCAUCUGACGCUCAAGGAUUUAUGGGUUUAGUCAAAAUUGCUUUUCCCACUGUGCAGAUUAAGCACCGUAGGAUGUUUUCCACUCAGGCCGUAGAAUAGCCCAGUGUGCUGCUGUUGCUGCUGCUGCUGUUGCUGUUGCUGUUUUUCUCCUUCUUAUCGGCUCAGGCACUGGAGAAGGGAAUGUAUCAGGAAGGCAGAGUGCCCCAAACCCUGGAGGGGAGUGGAUUCUGAUUGACAGGAGAAGUCCGUCCUCUGGGGAAUGUGAACCAUGCAGGUGGAUGCGGUAUUUGUGCUCUUCUGUGUUUGGCUGGCAGGCACAGCUGGGAAGAUGGUUCAGUCGAGAGGUCAUAAGCUGGAAACCUACAAACAAAGCAGGUUGCGAAGAGACACCAGGAUGGAUGGCGGAGGAGGAGGAGGUCACAAAUCUGGAAGCCCGAUUUAUAAGCGAAGCCCAGACAUGACAAAAUCUCUGAUGACAAAAUCUGAGCAGCUCCUGAGAAUAGACGACCACGAUUUCACCAUGAGACCAGCAUUUGGAGGUCCCCCAAUUCCUGUCGGUGUAGAUGUUCAGGUUGAAAGUCUGGAUACCAUCUCAGAGGUGGACAUGGACUUUACCAUGACCCUGUACCUGCGUCACUACUGGAAGGACGAGCGGCUUUCGUUUCCAAGCACCAACAACCAGAGCAUGACCUUCGACAGUCGCCUGGUGAAAAAAAUUUGGGUUCCUGACAUGUUCUUUGUUCACUCCAAGCGCUCUUUCAUCCACGACACCACCACUGACAACGUCAUGCUGAGGGUUUAUCCCGAUGGCAAUGUUCUUUACAGUCUCAGAGUCACCGUCACUGCCAUGUGCAACAUGGACCUCAGCCGCUUUCCCCUGGACACGCAAACCUGCUCACUGGAGAUUGAGAGCUAUGCGUACACGGAUGACGACCUGAUGCUAUACUGGAAGAAAGGAAACGAAUCUCUGAACACAGACGACAGAAUAUCCCUGUCCCAGUUCCUCAUCCAGAAAUUUCACACCACCACCAAGCUGGCUUUCUACAGCAGCACAGGCUGGUACAAUCGUUUGUACAUCCACUUCACCCUGCGGCGCCACAUCUUCUUCUUCCUGCUGCAGACUUACUUCCCUGCUACUCUGAUGGUUAUGCUGUCCUGGGUGUCCUUCUGGAUUGACCGCAGGGCUGUACCUGCCAGGGUACCACUAGGCAUCACCACCGUGCUGACCAUGUCCACCAUCAUCACUGGGGUCAAUGCCUCAAUGCCUCGGGUCUCCUACAUCAAGGCUGUGGACAUUUACCUCUGGCUUCCGUGUACAUGUGGCAUAGGCAACCCUGAUGAGAUGAUGAUCGACCCCCAGAUCACUGGAUAUGGGUCUACGGAUAUCAACAUCACAGGAAAUUAUGGGAUGCCGGAGAACGGGGGCCGACAGGAACGAAUUUUGGCCCAGGUGGCACUGAAUGACCCACAGAUCACAGGCCAGGUGAAGGCAUCCAGAGGCUACGUUAACAUCUGGAUAGACACCCAUGCCAUAGACAAGUACUCAAGGGUCGUCUUUCCUGGAGCCUACAUCCUCUUUAAUAUCAUCUAUUGGUCCAUCUACUUGUAAUGUGGGGUGCAUGGAAUGCUGUGUCAUCCAUGCUGGGACAACAGGAGCUCAGCUCAGGAAAGAUGAUGCCACACUUGAAGCGUUUGAGACAGAGAAACUGCUCGUGAGAUGCAUGGGGACGACUAACAGAUUGGUGACCAUUGCCUUCUUGACCCAGCCACUUAAAACUGAUGAGUUUUAAAAGAAAAUGAGUGACCAACAAACAGGAAGUCAUUGAUACUGUCACUCCAUCAAGUCUCUGGUUUCAUGCUGUAUCUAUAGUGUUGCUGAUAGAAAGACGUCCGAGGACGCAGAGAUGCACGUACGUGGACUUGUGUCACUCUUCAGGCUAACUCCUUUCAGUUCUCGAUGCAGUGACUCCAACCACACGUUCAAAACUGAAAGUGUGAGCUGAAAACACAUUGACAUUGGCUGCCAUCGACAGCAAAUGGACAGAUCCUUUUCCUGUUCAUAUAAACUACACCUGACAAUCAAUGAGAGAUUAAAAAUUUUCAAGGGAAUAAUUUAACAUGUUGAGAAAUGUGUUUACUUGUUAACUAGUGGAGAGAAAAUUGAUACCACUUUCAUAUUUGUAAUUAGCAACUUAGCUUAAGGUUAAAUAGCCAUGGUACUUGUUUCUGUCCAAUAUUAAACUACCAGCACCUCUAUAGCACCUGCACUAAUUUAUAAGUUUUGAAUUAAUUCAUAUAAAAACUACCAUAAACGCUAGGUUUAAUGGGGGGGUGCUGCAGUUUCUCUGCAUGCCUAGCUAACACCCAGAGGCAAGAAAGAGUCUGGCAAUCAAAUUCCCAGCAGAAUGGCAAUUUUUAUACAGAUUUAAAAAAAAAACAAAAAACUAAAUAACAACAACUACCCAUAGCUUGUUAAUUAGUGAGCUUUUGAGGUGGUGGUUGGCAGAUUUUGCCCAGCUGCUUCCCCUGUUUUCCCCAGCCUGGUGUGCUCAGCUCAGCUGUUUUCUGGCUAGAGCUUCAGAUUUACUGCAGACAUGAAAGUGAUAUCAACGCACUCUUCAAACUCUGCAUGAAAGCAAAUGAACAUCAUUUGAAUUUAAGUACUUUAAAAAAAAAAAAAGAAAAAAAAAAAAAAAGAUAAUUCAGAGCAUUCUUAUUCUUGAACUUCCGCGUUUCCUUUGCAGCAUGUUAAUGCAAUUCAGUUUAGCUUCAAUUUUCUUGUGAAAUUUGUAUAAAUGCAGUUAAUUUGCUGUCAAGCUGCUGCGUUCCAUUUGUGUGAAUGGACGAACUUGAGUACAAGAAAAAGCAAAGUAAUGCAGUCUAUUAAAAUAACAAAUGUAAAAAAUGUAUGUUUAGAAGUCCCAUGCACUGACUAUGAUAUUAACUUUUUUUUUAAUGUUCUUAUUUCUUCUUUUUUUUUUUAAUACAACUGAAGCUCAUCUCCUCUGUUUGGUGUUGUGAGGCUUUGAGGUUCACUGUGACCUGUUAGUUGCUAGUUUUAUUGUCUUUUUCAGCUUAAAAACAACUUUAUACUUUGUUAGGCAAAAGAUAUUUAAAAAAAAAAUAUUACAGAUAUUAAAAAAAUGUUAUGUAUGGGAAAAUGUUUAAUAAAUGUUUUGGUUUCU